CCCAAGCCGGCGUCUGGGCAGCUUGUCAGCCUCUGGCCUUUCUUUCUUUCCUUCAUCCCAAGCCAUGGUCCUCCGCUCCCAGAGAUACCAACAUGGUGACUGGAGUCGAGACUGUAGGCAUUGUCCUUGCUAUUCUCCCCUUGCUUAUUAACCAACUGGAUCAGUACGUCCAGGGUAUUGAGACACUGAAGUUAUUUGGCAAGAACCGGUAUCGCCGAGAGCUAGAUAGCUACCGCACCAACAUUGAAACGCAAAAGGCCAUAUUCGUUAACACACUUAUCCUCUCUCUGGAUGGAGUGGUGGAGUACGCCGAGGAGAUUGGCGAUCUGAUUGAGAGGCCACAUGAAGGCCCCUGGACAAGACCUGACUUCAAGGAGAGGUUUAAACAGAGGUUCGGAGACAAUUUUGGUCCAUUUGAGCAAACCAUGUCGGAACUGUCGGAGCUGUUGGCUGAGCUCUCCGAUAAGUUAGGCUUGGAAAGCCAGGGGACAAAGCCACUGUGGGAUCAGCCGUCCACGCUGGAACGAGAGAUCACAAAGUUACGCCAUAUCCUCAAGAAAAGCGUCUAUGCCGAUCUUCUCAAUCGCAUACGCACUGCAAAUUCUAUGCUGAAGAUUCUAGUUGACCAGACGCAUCAGCGCCAGGCAAUGCGAAGCAGGUUAAGAUUGAAGCAACCCCUUGUACAACAGCGAAGGGCUCGCAGAGCAGCGCGCAGUCUGUACCGCGCCAUGAUAUGUGAAAAGUACUGGGACUGCCCCUGCAAGGAACAGCACUAUGUCCAGGUUAUUCUCGGUAGCCAAUCGCCGGACACACAGAGCCAAGUCGAGUCGUCACAAAAGCCCCGUUUCCGUAUGGUUUUCGCAUCAAAGAUGGCUGGUAUAUCGGCCGCCUCCUGGAAUUGUUGGCACGAAGUGGAGUUUGAAGCGGAUACGACGCAGGAACAAGAAGCUGUAUACAAUUUCAGCACCAUAGAUAUCAGCUUAUCCACAACCUCUUCCAGCCAGAGUAAUAGAAAUGUUCGCUUUUCUGUCACGCCAGCAUUUUCGGGGAACAGUACGAUGGUUCUGACGGAGCCUCGAUUGGCUACACACCCUAUUAACAACAUCUGUUCCACGUUGUCUAGAAUCAAUGACAAGGUAGGCCAGCAAACAUUGCUUGGGUUCUUAACAGACGAGACGAGCAAACACAACGCGUACCACCUGAGAUGCAUACCUAGCUAUCAAUUAUCCCAAUCACUCGAGGAUCUGGUCACAGCCUCAUCGGCAUCUGCGCGGGUUCCCAGUCCAGACGGGCUCCUAUUUAGCCGAAGGAACCGAUUGCGUCUUGCGGCCAAGCUUGCGACCAGUGUAUUUCAGUAUCAUGGAAGCUGGCUCAAGAGCUACUGGAGAGCGCGGGAUAUCAUGUUCCUCGACGAUCCCUCCAGCCAGUUACAGAAUCCGUAUAUCCCUUGGAACGUUGCAUGCGAUCUAACCGGUGGUAACGGUGGCGAUGCUCGCAAGAAAGGAGGCUCUGCUGCAUCCGGACGGAACGGUCUUCUCUUUCCUUUAGGACUCGUUCUUGUGGAGCUUUCACUGUGCCAGACCUUAGAGGUCCUAUAUACGUCCGAAGACGGUGAUGGUGCGGAGACGAUCAGGCGCUUGAACACAGCUAUGCGCUACCUUCCCGCGGUGGAGAUAGAGAGUGGCUGGAAGUAUGCUGAAGUGGUGAGACAAUGCUUAUGGUGGCCACACGGCAGGAAACCAACAGAUCUAGAAAAUGAGCGGCUGCAGGAGGAAGUAUUUCAACUGAUUGUCCUCCCUUUGAUGGAGGAUUUGAGGGACUUCGAGGGACGAUCACGGCUAGAGUGACAGACUGCUACUAAUAGAUGGAUGCAUUGAAACCCUGGGUACGUUUUUGAUAUCUCAUGGGCCAGUUCUACAUUUUACCUUCAUAUAAAGCUUCUACUUUGAUUUGCCAACCAUCCCGGAUAUUAACCGCACACAUUUUGGGGAUAAUUGAGAGACGCCGGGAGAGACAAAUGCCGUCUUUGUGUCUGGCUAUCUGCUGCCAGUCAUAGGAAGAAUACAAAAUGUUCCUCCGAUCUGUGUCUCCAGAGU
Molecule: messenger RNA, 2096 nt
Organism: Aspergillus ibericus CBS 121593
Lineage: Eukaryota; Fungi; Ascomycota; Eurotiomycetes; Eurotiales; Aspergillaceae
Exons: 2
Coding region: 93-1847 (584 amino acids)
Source: RefSeq, a predicted model, not a curated record